Molecule: messenger RNA, 1342 nt
Organism: Zea mays
Lineage: Eukaryota; Viridiplantae; Streptophyta; Magnoliopsida; Poales; Poaceae
Product: putative class III secretory plant peroxidase family protein
Exons: 2
Coding region: 62-1147 (361 amino acids)
Biological process (GO): response to oxidative stress; hydrogen peroxide catabolic process
Molecular function (GO): peroxidase activity; heme binding
Source: RefSeq, marked provisional
AAAGGAUUGUAUAGCUUGAGUCGUCGAGCGAAACAGCUAGCAAGGAAUUCCGCAAGCAAGGAUGAGUAAGCCGGCUGCGGCCCUAGUGAUGUUGCUGGCGCUCGUCGCCGCCGGGCCGGCGGCGGGCGACGGGGGGAGCACCAGACUCGGCUGCUUCGUGGGUUGGUCCCCGCUCAAAACCGUGUCCUCCCUGCUCUGCCUGCUCCAGGGCUCCAGCACUUUUCCGAGCCCGAAGCCUGCGCCCACGGGGCAGGGCCUGAGCGUCGGUUACUACAACAAAAGCGGCAGCUGCCCUAAAGCGGAGCAGCUCGUGAGGGAAGCCGUGACGAGUGCCACCAACGGCGCAAACCGUGGCCUUAACGCGGGCCUCAUCCGUCUCCACUUCCACGACGCCUUCGUUCGGGGCUGCGAUGCUUCCGUUCUCCUGGACAAGACCGCGUCGAACAACACCGACACGGAGAAGACAGGCCCACCCAACAAGGACAGCCUGCGCGGCUUCGAAGUGAUCGACGCGGCCAAGGCGGCGGUGGAGAAAGAGUGCCCCGGCAUCGUCUCGUGCGCCGACAUCCUGGCCUUCGCCGCGCGCGACGCGUCCUACAUCCUCAGCAACGAGAAGAUCUACUACGAGGUGCCGGCCGGCCGCUACGACGGGCGCGAGUCCUUCGCCGACGAGACCGACCAGCUGCCCGGGCCGGGCUCCAGCGUCCAGGACCUCAAGAAGAGCUUCGCCGCCCAGGGGCUCAGCCUAGCGGACGCCGUCACGCUGUCGGGCGCGCACAGCAUCGGCCUCGCCCGCUGCCUCUUCUUCAAAGACCGCCUGUCGGCCAUGGACCCCGGAUACGCUGCCACGCUGAAUGCCACCUGCAACGCUGGCGGGGACAGCUACAAGGUGAACCAGGACUACAAGAGCCCCGACGUCCUGGACAACCAGUACUACAAGAACAUCGACAAGUUCGUGCUCUUCGCGUCGGACGCUGCGCUCAAGUCCAGCGAGACGAUUGACCAGGUGAAUGCCAACGCCGGCGGUUAUGGCAAGUGGGAGAAAGACUUCGGGGACGCCAUGGUGAAGAUGGGCAAGAUCGGGGUCAUCACCAGCCCCGGCUACGGUGCCGAGAUCAGGAAGGUGUGCUCGCAGAUCAACUACUAGCUCUAGACUCCUCCCGCGGUAAUUAUUGGCUGCGUCUACCUACUAUAAUCGACCUUAAUGUGGCUUUAAUUUAUUGAGUUCCUCUCAUAAUGUAACCGCGUGUGUUCAUUAUUUUAUUGUUCUACUAUUUAUCAUAUACUACAUAUAUAACUCUUUUUACGCUAAAUCUAUAUUAAUAUAAGUACGUAUGCGACC